Molecule: messenger RNA, 1664 nt
Organism: Rosa rugosa (rugosa rose)
Lineage: Eukaryota; Viridiplantae; Streptophyta; Magnoliopsida; Rosales; Rosaceae
Product: IQ domain-containing protein IQM1-like
Exons: 8
Coding region: 1-1461 (486 amino acids)
Molecular function (GO): protein binding
Source: RefSeq, a predicted model, not a curated record
AUGGUGACAAUGACAUCUAUCAGUUUAGUGUCCAAGAGAACGAAGGUGAUGUCAAGAACAGUUAGUUUUGAGAACACCAAUUCAAGCAACACCAACAGAUCCGAUGGCCUAGAUACAUUGGUUUUUGAAAAAUCUGUAUGCUACAAGAAAAGGAAAGCAGGACAACUAAAGCUCGAUACUUCAACUUUGCUACCCAAGCUAGAAGGUUGUGUUUCUCCACAGACCCCACGCGAGCUUGAUGAAGCUGCAAUCAAGCUGCAGAAAUUUUACAAGAGUUACCGAACUAGACGAAACCUUGCAGAUUGUGCUGUUGUUGUCGAGGAGCUAUGGUGGAAGGCAUUAGACUUUGCUGCACUUAGGCGGAGCUCUGUCUCAUUCUUUGAAUCUGUUGAAUCAGAAACUGCAGUUUCCAGAUGGGCAAGGGCUAAGACUAGAGCUGCCAAGGUUGGGAAGGGUUUGUCCAAGGAUGAGAAGGCUCAGAAAUUAGCUUUAAGACAUUGGCUUGAGGCUAUUGAUCCACGGCAUCGAUAUGGACAUAAUCUGCACUUGUAUUAUGAUGUCUGGUUUAAUAGUGCGAGCUCUCAACCUUUCUUCUACUGGUUGGAUGUUGGAGAUGGUAAAGAAGAAAAUCUUGAGAAGUGUCCAAGAGCGGAUCUUCAACGCCAAUGCAUCAAGUACCUUGGACCGAAUGAGAGGGAAACAUAUGAAGUGAUAGUGGCAAGUGGGAAGCUUGUAUACAGACAAAGUGGCAGCCUUGUGACUACUACUGAGGGUUCCAAAUGGAUCUUUGUUCUCAGUGCAUCGAGGAUUAUGUAUGUCGCGGAGAAGAAGAAAGGCUAUUUCCAGCACUCUAGUUUUCUAUCCGGAGGUGCCACAAUUGCAGCGGGGAGAUUAGUUGCUUCUGAUGGGGUUCUUGAGGCUGUAUGGUGCUACAGUGGUCAUUAUCGCCCGACAGAAGAGCACUUUUUGGAGUUCAUUAGCUUCUUGGAGGAGCAACAGGUGGACUUGACAAAUGUCAAAAAACAUCCUAUAGAUGAUGAUAUUCCACCUUCAGAAUCUACCAGUAAAGAUAUGAGCACCCUUGAGGAUAUCCCAUCGGCAAACAUUGAGAAGAGUACUAAUGAAAAUGAGCGUGCCAUUGACGCUUCCAUAGUAAGUGAUGACAAUCAAGACAUUGUGGAAGCACCAAAAUUUGACUCGGGAAGGGGAUUGCCUUGCAAAUGGACUACAGGAGCUGGUCCUCGAAUCGGAUGUGUGAGAGACUACCCCACACGGCUGCAAUUUCAGGCACUUGAGCAAGUCAAUCUGUCACCAAGAAUCAAACCAGAACGCACUGCAAGCAAUAACACCCCAGUGCCUUCACCAAGACCUAGUCCCAAGUUCCACUUAUCACCUAGACUUGCAUAUAUGGGACUUCCUAGCCCCAGAAGAUUGCAUAAUUUAACUCCCUCCUUAGAUUAAACCCCACUGUGCAUAAGGGUACGUACAAAGGUUUAAAGGGACCGAUCGACUUACCUAGAAUAACUUCCUAGUUGGUUCUUUCUUGACCUAGAGGUCAUCUACCUAAUCACUGCACCUUUCCCACUACUUAAAAAAAAACAAAAACACUUUUCAGGGUUAGUUUGACCUAUUCCUUUGUAUCUAUUAUAUUAAUAACGUAUCAA